Molecule: messenger RNA, 4425 nt
Organism: Rhagoletis pomonella (apple maggot)
Lineage: Eukaryota; Metazoa; Arthropoda; Insecta; Diptera; Tephritidae
Exons: 1
Coding region: 1-4425 (1474 amino acids)
Biological process (GO): telomere maintenance; DNA repair
Molecular function (GO): DNA helicase activity
Source: RefSeq, a predicted model, not a curated record
AUGCCAAGAGGUGGAAGAGGUAGAAGACAUGCUAACAUCGGGCGUAAUACCCGUAACAGUAGAAAUGUGCAAAAUCACAGACAAAAUGAAAAUGACGAAAAUCAUGCUGAUAGAUUACGUCAACAAAGAGAUCGUGAUAGGUCACGUUCUCAAAAUCGGCCAAUAAAUAUCAAUUCUGUAAAUUUUAAUGGUGCAGCAUUUCAAUAUAACCCACAACUUGAUUAUUCAUCUCACAAAUACGUUGUCAUUGGAAGUAUCGAUAAAAUUUGCGGAUUUUGUCAAGCAUUGAAAUUUAAAACUGAAACACCAGGCAUGUGUUGCGCUGCAGGAAAAGUUCGUUUACCAGACAUACAAUAUCCGCCCGAACCAUUAGCUACAUUAUUAUCCGGAACAUCACCCGAUUCCAAAUAUUUUCUUGAAAAAAUUUCCACAUAUAAUUCAUCUUUUCAGAUUACAUCUUUUGGUGCUGGACAAAUUAUAACCGAUAACUUCAUGCCAACGUUCAAGGUAAUACAUCAACUUGAACGUUCAACAAGAUUCCCUGACACAUGUAAUGAAUCAUUAGGUUUUAUAGACUCUAAUUAUGGCGUUUUCCAGAUUCAAGGGCAAGCAUAUCACCUAAUAGGUUCAUUACUACCACUACCCGAUCAAGAGUCAAAAUUUUUGCAAAUUUAUUUCAUUAAUGACAACGAUGAUGAGCUUGAAACACGAUGUGCAUUUUCCAGAAAUAUAAACAGAGUCAUCAUGAGAGAGUUACAAGAUUUAUUACACACACACAAUGUUUUGGUGCAAAGUUUUAAAACAACAUUCGAAAGAUUGUCAUCUGAUAAUCAUAAAAUCAAAAUUGAUGCAAAUAAAACGCCUGCCGGCGACCAUCGUGGAAGAUACAAUCAACCAACUUCAAGCAACGAGGUUGCAAUUGUUAUAUCUGGUGAUGAUUUUCAACCAAGGGAUAUUGUUUUGCAAAGAAGAAAUGAUACACUGCAACGUGUUAAUGAAACGCAUCGAAAAUAUGAUGCAUUGCAAUAUCCUCUUAUGUUCUGUCGUGGUGAAGAUGGUUAUUCGAUUGAUAUAAAACUAAUAAAUCCAACAAAUGGUCAAGAAACAAAUAAAACUGUAAGCGCAAUGAAUUAUUAUGCAUACCGAAUCAUGAUAAGAGGAAAUCAAGAGAAUCACAUUUUAAAAUGUCGUAAAUUAUUUCAUCAGUACAUUGUUGACAUGUAUGCGAAAAUAGAAACAGAACGAUUGAAUUACAUUAGAUUCAACCAAAGAAAAUUACGCUGUGACGAAUACAUACAUUUACGAGAUGCAAUUAACAACGAUACCAACGUGAAUAACAUUGGUCAAAUGAAAAUAUUACCUUCAUCGUAUACAGGCAGUCCAAGGCAUAUGCAUGAAUACGCCCAAGAUGCAAUGUGUUAUGUCAGAAAUUAUGGUCGACCCGACUUAUUCAUAACUUUUACAUGCAAUCCGAAAUGGGAUGAUAUUAAGAAUCAUUUAUAUCCUGGACAAUCAGCUACUGAUAGGCAUGACAUUACUGCAAGAGUGUUUAGACGAAAGCUACAGUCUCUAAUGGAUUUCAUUGUAAAACAUAAAGUUUACAGAGAUGUACAAUGUUUCAUGUAUUCUGUGGAAUGGCAAAAAAGAGGCUUGCCUCAUGCGCAUAUUUUGAUUUGGUUAAAACAAAAACUAACCACAGAUAAAAUUGAUGAUAUUAUAUGUGCUGAAAUUCCAGAUAUAAAUGAAGAUCCCGAAUUACAUGCUACUGUAACCAAAAACAUGAUUCAUGGACCGUGUGGUACGUUAAAUCAAAAUUCUCCAUGUAUGGUUGAUGGUAAAUGUUCAAAAAAUUACCCAAAGCAAUUAAUUGCUGAAACAAUGACUGGAAAUGAUGGAUAUCCAAUGUACCGUAGAAGAUCACCAGAAGAUAAUGGAAAAACAGUCACUGUAAAAAUAAAUAAUCAAGAUGUGGAGAUCGAUAACCGUUGGAUAGUUCCGUAUUCCAAAUUAUUAUCGAAAACAUUUAACGCACAUAUAAAUGUUGAAUAUUGUAACUCCGUAAAAUCCAUCAAAUACAUAUGCAAAUAUAUCAAUAAAGGAAGUGACAUGGCAGUAUUUGGAGUUGCAAAUCAAAAUGAUGAAAUUACUAAUUACCAAAUGGGAAGAUACAUUAGUAGUAACGAAGCAGUUUGGAGGAUAUUAUCAUUUCCGAUUCAUGAUCGCCAUCCAGCUGUUAUUCAUUUGUCAGUCCAUUUAGAAAAUGGACAACGUGUUUAUUUCGAUGAAAAUACUGCUCAACAAAUGGCUGAACGACCACCAGCAACAACACUAACUGCAUUUUUCAACUUAUGUGAAACAGAUUCAUUUGCAAGAACAUUUCUUUAUUCAAAUGAGCCUAAAUAUUAUACUUGGAAUGCAUCAUCAAACUCAUGGGUACGAAGGCAACGAGGAAUACCUGUAGAUGGAUAUCCUGGUGUUCAUUUGGGUGAUGCAAUCGGACGACUUUACACUGUGCAUCCAAGUCAAGCGGAAUGUUUCUAUUUACGUUUACUCUUAGUUAAUAUUCCCGGCCCAAGAUCAUUCCAAAGUUUGAAACGAGUUAAUGGUAAUCUUUGUUAUACUUAUCGGCAAGCAUGCGAAGAAUUGAAUUUGCUUGAAAAUGACAAUCAUUGGAAUGCAACUCUUAUGGAUGCAUGUGCAACAAGUUCUCCACACCAAAUAAGAACACUAUUUGCCAUCAUUAUUGCUACAUGUUUCCCAGCAAACCCAAUAGAAAUGUGGAGAAGUUACCGAGAAUACAUGACAGAAGAUAUUCUAAAUCAAGUACGUCGCAUUACUGCAAAUCCAAAUUUGAAUUACACAGAUGAAUUAUAUAAUGAGGCAUUAAUUAAAAUCGGAGACUUUUGCCUGAUGACUGCAAAUAAAACUCUGAGUGAGUUAGGUAUGAUCGCACCCAAUCGUCCGAUGCAUGAUGCAUACAAUGCAGAAUUAAGACGUGAAAAAGAAUAUGAUCGAAAUGAGCUGAACACAUUUGUAACCACAAACCUACCAAAAUUAAACACAGAACAAAGGCAGGCAUAUGACACAAUUAUAGACAAUGUUGCAAAUGAAAGAGGAGGAAUAUUCUUCUUAGAUGCACCAGGUGGGACUGGAAAAACGUUUUUGUUGUCGUUAAUUUUGGCCACCAUUCGAUCACAGAAUAAUAUUGCAUUGGCUUUGGCAUCAUCUGGAAUAGCGGCAACUUUAUUGGAUGGCGGUCGCACUGCCCAUUCUGCAUUAAAGUUACCAUUAAAUAUGCAAGUAAAUGAAGAACCAACUUGCAAUAUUUCUAAAAAUUCUGGAAUGGGAAAGGUUUUACAAACAUGUAAAAUUAUUGUAUGGGAUGAAUGUACGAUGGCUCAUAAAAAAUCACUGGAAGCCUUAAAUAGAACACUGAAAGAUUUGCGAAAUAACACAAACAUAUUUGGUGGUGCACUAAUUCUAUUGGCCGGUGAUUUUCGACAAACUUUGCCUGUUAUUCCCAAAUCAACAGCAGCUGAUGAAUUGAGAGCAUGCCUUAAAUCUUCUAAUCUGUGGAGAUAUGUUCAAAAACUCACAUUAACUACCAAUGUUCGUGUGCAGUUACAGAAUGAUCCAACAGCUGCUGAAUUUUCCGAACAUUUGUUGCAAAUUGGAAAUGGACGAAAGCCAAUUGAGAAGAAUACAGGCAUGAUCACACUUCCAACUAAUUUUUGUACCGUAACAGUAUCAAGAGUACAAUUAGUGCAAAAUGUAUUCCCAAAUAUUGCACAAAACUAUCGAAAUCAAGAUUGGCUAAGCGAGAGAGCUAUAUUAGCUGCCAAAAAUGUCGAUGUCAAUGAAAUCAAUGCCAGUAUUUUGACUCAAAUUCCAGGUGAAGUUGUGACCUAUAAAUCAAUUGAUUCAAUCACUAAUCCCGACGAUGUAGUGAAUUAUCCCAUUGAAUUUUUGAACUCACUUGAUUUGCCUGGCUUGCCACCACAUCGUUUGCAAUUGAAAGUCGGCGCAGUGAUCAUUAUGUUACGAAAUAUCAAUCAGCCGAAACUAUGCAAUGGGACAAGAUUAGCAGUGAAACGGACAAUGAAUAAUGUAAUUGAAGCAACAAUUUUGCAAGGCAAAUUUAAAGGUGAAGAUGUUUUGAUUCCGCGUAUUCCAAUGAUUCCAACAGAUAUGCCUUUUGAUUGUAAACGAAUUCAAUUUCCCAUUCGCCUUACUUUUGCUAUUACUAUCAAUAAGUCUCAAGGUCAAACACUUCAAUUGUGUGGAAUUGACCUAACUUAUCCAUGCUUUGGACAUGGACAACUGUAUGUAGGAUGUUCGCGAGUAGGGAAACCAUCGUUACUAUAUAUUUAUACACCACAUGAAAAUAAAACCAAAAAUGUUGUGUAUCAGAAGGCGUUAGAAUAA